AUGGCUCGGCUUCAUCUCACUUUCUACAUCAAUGUAUUUUUUCUGGUGUCUCAUGUUCUCCACUACAUCACCUGCCAACAGUGUGAGACCGACCAUUACUCUAUUUAUCAAAGGAUGCUUCAAGGUUACACCUUUAAGGCGUUGAAGAUGCAAUCAGGUUCCCUGGAAUGUAGACAAGCGUGCCUCGCUGAUAUCAGAUGUCAAAGCUAUAACGUCGUGUUCAAAGGGAUAUGUGAGUUAAAUAACAGAACUAAGGAGGCCAGACCAGAGAAUUUUGUUAAAGACCUGGGCAGGUACUACAAACAGAGAGAUUUUAAAAGAGGUAAAAACCAAAACGAAUUGAAGCAUUUCUUUGAAGCUGAUGUCAAAGCUGAUGUCCCAUUCAUUAAAGUCUGGAUAUUAUUUCGAUUGUAAAUAGAAUUAAAGAAAUGAUAAGUUAUGAGCUCGGUAAAGAAAUGGAGAAAGAUGCUUGUCACGAGCGUGAGAAGAAGAAAAAAUUCUGACGUAAUAGACCUCGCUCUCUGUCGGCUAAGCGGUAGAGCAUCGGAGCGCGGAAUUCGAAGGUCUUAGGAUCGAUUCCUGAUGGGGACUCAGAAUUUUUUGUAUGUCCCACGCUCGUGACAAGACGAAAAACAUCUUUCUCCAUUUUGAUUGUUCCAGUUGUCACAAGUAGUUAGUAAGAAUCGUGUCUUUUUGGUUAUUCAGGGUCUUUGCCGUGUAAAAAAGUUUAAAAAAAUGUAAAAUUUUCGGUAAAACUAGUUACCUGGUCAAACAAUAAGAGACGAUAAAUCUCUCCCACAGGUAACUCCGUUUUCAGACAACAAAAUCUGUCGCUGUGACAAAAAACUGAAAAGUAUCGGUUCUCUUGGGGAAGAUUAGGAAGGACGUAUUGUUACCUCGGAUGAGUUGCGCCUGAAAAACUAGGAUGCGUUUUCUGUUAAAACUCAUGGGCAUAGAGAACGACGAUCUGGCUUCCAAGGCCCUCGUUGCUAAUUUCCAGCGGAACAGUUGCUCGAGGCUUAGAUCAAAUUCAACAUUUAAUUUUGACAAAUAAUUUGCAAGCAAAACAAAUGAUAUAAGGAAAACACCAACCGAGACACGAGUGAUUAUGAUUCGAACCAAAACCUCGUGAUGGCUGAUGACCAAAAAGGAUCAUGAAGCUUACCUUAACAACACCGAAAGACCUUUUCAUUUGUAAAUUACCCGCAAGAAAACAAAUCGAAAACAACUCGUUUAUUUAACCAGUCUAUCUCGAUUUGCCCCAGCUCCUCUCGGAUCCAUUCGUGAGCUGCCAGCUAUAUCAUGCAAAGAAAUCAAGGCGAGCGAGGGAGGACAAGCGGUCAGUGGUUAUUAUUGGUUGGAUUUAAUCAGAUCUGGAGACUCUGUUUUAACUUACUGUGACAUGGUAAAAGAAGGUGAGAAAGAAAUUAGACCACCUGGGUUCUCGCUCACAUUUUUUUUUCAUCAACAUUAUAUUCUGUUGUUUUCGCUUACCGUAGUUUACACUUUGCGCAGGAGUCCUGCUUUGUGAUAUUUUCCUCCCAAUUUUCUUAUUUUAGAAUUUUUUUUGUACAAAUUUCAUCGCUGAUAUAUCUUAUUCACGUUUUAAUUUUUGCAAGGUCAACUUCGGUUAUGUUUCAAGUUCUCCCGUUUUUUCGUCCAUAUCGAGUUCAAUUGCUGAAGCUUUUGUAAAUGCCUUUACUUUUUCUAUUCUUUUUCCUUUUGUAUUAUAUCGUUUCUGUUAUCUUUCAAUUUGAGUCGCUCGGUAACUCGUCAUUAAAAGUUUUUUUUUGUUUGUUUUUUUUUUUUAAGGAAGGCCAAAAUCAAAGCUAUAUCGUUUGAAACAGUACAUUUAUCGAGUUGAAACAAAUUACAGCUUUUCGCUUUAAAACUUCAUUUUCCUAUUUAUACCCGACAAGCAUUAACAGAAACAAGACUGAAGCUCUGUGGGAUUCUUAUCAUGCGCUAUAUCUUUUGAAAAAGUUGCAGACCAAUGCUUCAAACAUCUGUGUCAGAACAACGCAACCUGUAUAGAAGGUCACGUGAAUUACACGUGUGCAUGUGAUUCAUCGGGAUGGAGUGGAACCUACUGUGAAAAAGGUAGAAUCUGA
Molecule: messenger RNA, 2111 nt
Organism: Pocillopora meandrina
Lineage: Eukaryota; Metazoa; Cnidaria; Anthozoa; Scleractinia; Pocilloporidae
Source: the annotation of a GenBank genome assembly